UUCAAAAUGUAACUAUAAUUUCUUUUAGGGAACUACAAGACACAUCUCCAGAUGUUAAUUUGGCCAAAAGGACUCCCAGGAAAAGCUCUGCACAUGCCUGGAAUUGAGAGACACGGUUAAAAGACUUCAACUCGCCUUUCAAGAAGUCCUUUCAGACUCUGGAGUUUUGUUUGUUUUGUUUUGUUUUUUAACAUUUCCAACCAAGACUUGCUCGAAUGCCACUUUUUCUGCUUGCAGUUCUUGAUACCGCCACUUAGUGCGGGCAUUCUGUGAGAACUUGCAGAGCUUGCCCAGGAAGCCAGCAUGGCCAGGAUGGGCACGGUGCUCACAGCUUGCCAAAUGGUGCUGGGUUUGGUGAUGACGUCAUUCACAGAGUCUUCCAUGCUGACCAACGAGUGUCCACAGCUCUGUGUGUGUGAGGUCCGCCCCUGGUUUACCCCCCAGUCCACCUACAGGGAAGCCACCACCGUGGAUUGCAAUGACCUCCGCCUCACGAGGAUCCCCAACAACCUAUCCAGCGACACGCAAGUGCUUCUCUUACAGAGCAAUAACAUCGCCAAGACCGUGGACGAGCUCCAACAGCUCUUCAACCUGACCGAGUUAGAUUUCUCGCAGAAUAACUUCACGAACAUUAAGGAGGUAGGGCUGGCCAACCUAACCCAGCUCACCACGCUGCAUCUGGAGGAAAAUCAGAUCACGGAAAUGACUGAUUACUGUCUGCAGGACCUCAGCAACCUUCAAGAACUCUACAUCAAUCACAACCAGAUUAGCACUAUUUCCGCCAAUGCCUUUUCUGGCUUAAAAAACCUUUUAAGGCUCCACCUGAAUUCCAAUAAGUUGAAAGUGAUUGAUAGUCGCUGGUUCGAUUCCACACCCAACCUGGAAAUUCUCAUGAUCGGGGAAAACCCCGUCAUCGGAAUCCUGGAUAUGAACUUCAAGCCCCUCUCAAACCUGAGAAGCUUAGUGUUGGCGGGAAUGUAUCUCACCGAGGUUCCGGGAAAUGCCUUGGUGGGCUUGGACAGCUUGGAGAGCCUCUCCUUUUACGAUAACAAACUGGCCAGAGUCCCUCAGCUCGCCCUGGAAAAAGUUCCAAACCUGAAAUUCUUAGACCUCAACAAAAACCCCAUUCACAAGAUCCAAGAAGGGGACUUCAGAAACAUGCUCCGGUUGAAAGAGCUGGGCAUCAACAACAUGGGCGAGCUCGUGUCCGUGGACCGGUACGCCCUGGAUAACUUGCCCGAACUGACCAAGCUGGAAGCUACCAACAACCCCAAACUCUCCUACAUCCAUCGCCUGGCUUUCCGCAGCGUGCCCGCGCUGGAAAGCUUGAUGCUCAACAACAACGCCUUGAACGCCGUGUACCAGAAGACGGUGGAGUCCCUGCCGAAUCUGCGCGAGAUCAGCAUCCACAGCAACCCCCUGCGGUGCGACUGUGUCAUCCACUGGGUUAACUCCAACAAGACCAACAUCCGCUUCAUGGAGCCCCUGUCCAUGUUCUGCGCCAUGCCCCCCGAGUACCGGGGCCAGCAGGUGAGGGAGGUGCUCAUCCAGGAUUCGGGGGAGCAGUGCCUCCCCAUGAUAUGCCACGACUCGUUCCCCAACCACCUGAAUGUGGAGGUCGGCACCACCGUGGGCUUAGACUGCCGAGCCAUGGCCGAGCCAGAGCCUGAAAUCUACUGGGUCACCCCCAUCGGGAAUAAAAUAACGGUGGAAACCCUGUCAGAUAAAUACAGGCUGGGCAGCGAGGGCACCCUGGAAAUCACCAACGUGCAGGUGGGGGACUCGGGGAGGUACACGUGCGUGGCCCAGAACGUCCAAGGGGCGGAUACCCGAGUGGCCACCAUGAGAGUGAACGGGACCCUGCUGGACGGUACCCAGGUGCUGAAGAUCUACGUCAAGCAGACGGAGUCGCACUCCAUCCUGGUGUCCUGGAAGGUGAAUUCCAACGUCAUGACAUCCAACCUCAAGUGGUCGUCGGCCACCAUGAAGAUCGACAAUCCCCACAUCACGUACACGGCCAGGGUCCCCGUGGACGUCCACGAGUACAACCUCACGCACCUGCAGCCCUCCACCGACUACGAAGUGUGCCUCACCGUGUCCAACAUCCACCAGCAGACUCAGAAGUCGUGCGUCAAUGUCACCACCAAGAACGCCGCCUUCGCCUUGGCCAUCUCCGACCAGGAGACCAGCACGGCUCUGGCCGCGGUGAUGGGCUCCUUGUUUGCCGUGAUCAGCCUGGGAUCCACCGCCAUCUACAUUGCCAAAAGAUUUAAGAGGAAAAACUACCACCAUUCACAAAAGUAUAUGCAGAAAACCUCUUCCAUCCCCCUAAACGAGCUGUACCCACCGCUCAUUAACCUCUGGGAAGGAGACAGUGAGAAAGACAAAGACACCGCCCCAGACAGCAAGCCCACCCAAGUCGACACAUCCCGAAGCUAUUACAUGUGGUAACUCAGUGGAUAAUUUUGCUUCUGGUAGCAAGGAGCACAAAGACGUUUUUGCUUUAUUCUGCAAAAGUAACCCGUCGGAAGACUUUUGUAUUUUUUGACUUUGCUAAGUUUGUGGCAGAGUGGAGAGAGGACAGGUGAAUAUUUCGAUUUUUUUUUUUCAUUUUUAUUUUAGUAUAGUGUACGGCAAGGGUAUGAACAUGGCUGGCAGUGACUGUACGCUUCCAGCUUGUGGUGUUUUUUUUGUUUUGUUUUGUUUUGUUUUGACGGUUGUUGUUUUUUUUCUCCUGGUUGUUUCUAUUCUUAUUAUGAAGAUGAUUAUUAUUAUUAUAUUAUUAUUAUUAUUAUAUUUUAGUUGUUGUGCUAAACUCAAUACUGCUGUCCUAACUACAGUGCUCAAUAAAAUAAUUAACGACAGGCUGGGGUUCUUCUGUGGUUUUCCCAGUGGCCUGACCCUUCUUCUGAAGCCAUCAGUAGGAAGUACUUUGUCCUCCAGAGAGCUGACAGGCAGCAGCAUCAAACCUAUUGUAGCAGUCGCAAGAAGCUAAAGCUAGACUUGUUACCUUUAUUGAAUGAUGUUAGUUGACUGUACUGUAAUGUAUCAACUGAGUUGAAUGUUUGCCUUUCAGAAAUGACUUUGCUUUCCUUCUUCCUCUUUUAUUUUUCCACUUUUGUUUUUGGUAAUAGUUAAAAAAAAAACAAGCUAACAGGCAAUAGAAAUAUGUAUAUCAGAUUUUUUUAAUGUAAUGAACUACAUGUUAAUUGUUACUGUAUUAUUUUUAUCUUUAGGAGACACUUUUAAAAGAAAAGAUAAUUUUGUUGUGUUUACCUCACCAACCGUGGUGUGUA
Messenger RNA from Perognathus longimembris pacificus (Pacific pocket mouse), 3296 nucleotides. RefSeq names its product leucine rich repeat neuronal 1 (gene Lrrn1). The record is from RefSeq and is a predicted model, not a curated record. Gene Ontology annotation, molecular function: protein binding. NCBI's taxonomy places the organism in Eukaryota, Metazoa, Chordata, Mammalia, Rodentia, Heteromyidae.